GCGAAGGGACAAAAAGUCGCGCUGCGUCACUUUGAACAGAGGUGUGCGGCUAGUCGAUGCUGGUGCUCAUAACGACCAUAACAAUAUUUAGGCUUUUAUAGGAGUUCUGGGUUAAAAACUGAUCAGGAAAGUGAUGCUGUGUCUGUAAACCUGAUAAGAAGACUGAAAAUGAAAGGCACUGCAGGUCAUCUUUGUUAGAGACGACAGAAAUGCAGUAAGAUGGCGAUGGAGCAGUUCAGUGACGUCGUACAGAGAUGUCAACUCGUUCAGGAUGAGAACUUCUCUCCGGCUGACUUCGACCUGUUCCAUGUGGCGGGGAAGAGCUGCAUCGAGCAGGGUCACAGCGCUCACGUCCUGAGUGUCAUCAUCGACGAGAGGAAUAAAAAUAUCGUGCGCUGUAUGGGCUGGAAUCUUCUGGAGCCAUUAGUCAAAGUUCUACUAAAAAAGGAAGAGAAGAACCUGCAUCACUGUCAGGCCAUCUUCUCUCACCUACUGCAGGUGUGCAGUCCUAAAGAGCUGGUGGUAGGUCUGCUGGAGCAGGUGGAGGAAGCUGAUCCUGAUGCUGUGGCUGAAACGAUCGCUCUGCUGCUCACGCCGUUACAGACAGUGCUGCUGAAGCUGGGGAAGAAGAAGUCCUCGACUCUGGGCAUGGCUCUCUCCACCGUGCUCAGUCAGGUGACCAAACUUCCUGUUCCUCAGAGCCGAGAGCAGGAGGAGGACGACGUGUUCGGUUUGUGUCGCUGCUGCACGGUUCUGUCACACUUCAUCCAGCCCUUUGUGGAGGAGAUCAAGGAGAACAUUAAGGAACGUCGCACCAUCUCCAGGGACGACGAGCUCCGGGUGGAGAUCCUGAAAUUCUGUAUGAAGAGUUUGAGCGAGCCUCUGCUCGACGUCCAGCUGAAGGAUCCAGACACGUUCGAGGCGUCUCCUCUCAGAGACUUCGCCACCAACAUCCUGGUCACUCUGUGUAGUAUCGGCGAGUCACUCCCGGAUUUGUUGUCCCACAAUCUUUUGCGGAAGCGCGACGUUCCCGGAUUCCUGGAGGAGGAAGUCCGAUAUCCGAAGGAGUCUCUGGCGAGCCUGGCACAUUUACUGUUCGUGCACCACAUCGCCAUGGACAUGUUCCCCGCUGUGCUCAGCCCAGUUUUUGUCCUACAGUGCAACAUGGAGUAUGUAGAGCUCUUACUCAGCAGAACUGAAGAAUCCCGGCUACAGAAGGGACUGGAGCUGUAUGAGAAGACGCUGGUGCGAGUGGAGGACAGCAGCCUGCCCUGUGACCUUCUGGAUUUAAAAUCUUUUUUAAAUGUUCCACAGAACUUGAUUAAGGUGAUGACGCUGUGUCCGGUUCAGAAUGUGAGGACUAAAGGACUCUCCGUUUUCCAGCUGAGCAUUGACAAAUUUAACACAGAGGCCAAAUACAAGUUUUUCAGGUGCAUGCUGAAAACCAGUGAGCACGCAGGAGUGGAGGGAUUCAUCAUCAAGAACAUCAAGAACCAGAUCGACCUCGCCUUAAAGCCGGGUCAUGAGAACGACUGGUUCCUGGGGAAACAUCUCCUGCCGUUACUGCAUCAAGUCCUGAGUCUUCCUCAGGGACCUGAAACCGACCUGCUACACAAUUUAGACAGGAUUAUGGAGUCAUUGAACCUGCUGCGUUAUUUGCUGAUCAGAGAUAAAGAAUGGCACAAUGAGACAGGAAUAUGGACUGAGCUGUGUAUGAUCGAGCAGAAUUACCUGAAGCCCCUGCGCACGGGGUUGAACAUGUCCCGAGCGCAUUACGAGGCCGAGCUGAAGAACAUGAAGGAGAAGAAGAAGAACAGCACGGCAGACUCUAAAGCGCCGGCCUGCAUGGUUACCGUCGGCAACGAGACGUUACCCAACAUGACUCCGGAAAUGCAGCUCCAGGUGCUGCAGUCGGCGCUCUACAUGUUCGAUUUGAUCGAGAGCGUCUUGGCCCGAAUCGAGGAGAUCGCCGAAGCGAAAGGACAGACGUAGGCGAAUCUUGCAAUACGCAGAGCCGGUAGUCUCCUGUACGGGAGCUUUAAAACAAACAUCAGUCAUAAACCGAACACCAGUGUAGUGAGAGAAAACACACUCAUCAGCGUCAUCAGAUCGGGACACGGCCCUGUACUCUGACGCGUGUUCUCGUGUAGUAGUAGCUGUACGAUAUAUACAACACACUGUGACUGACUGUGUGAAUCAUCUUCAGGAGCUACUCAACGAAAUCAUGAUGUCGUUUCUGUUUCAUGGAUCACGAGCAAAAAUUCAGCGUUAAAGGAAUAAUUUGGGCAACGAAAGUGACAUUUUACAUGAAUUACAGACAGAAAGCAAGUGAACCAAGACAACAGAUUCAGCAGAUUGGUGGCGAUAGACAUGUGCCUGAACCAACGCACUUCUGAACGAACAAUGCAGGGAGAUUUUGUGCUGAAUGAGCCUAAUAUAUUUUAAAGAGUAUUCUCUGAGCAGAAAGUUUGCCUGUAAAUAUCUAAAUGGACAUUUCCAGACAUUGAAUAAAGCUUCCUUUUUGUCCAA
Pangasianodon hypophthalmus (striped catfish) is the source of this 2529-nucleotide messenger RNA. RefSeq names its product glomulin, FKBP associated protein a (gene glmna). The record is from RefSeq and is a predicted model, not a curated record. Gene Ontology annotation, molecular function: ubiquitin-protein transferase inhibitor activity. NCBI's taxonomy places the organism in Eukaryota, Metazoa, Chordata, Actinopteri, Siluriformes, Pangasiidae. Gene Ontology annotation, cellular component: cytoplasm. The transcript is spliced from 20 exons. Bases 220 to 1992 code for a protein of 590 amino acids.